This is a messenger RNA of Aspergillus clavatus NRRL 1, 555 nucleotides long. RefSeq lists its product as uncharacterized. Lineage: Eukaryota; Fungi; Ascomycota; Eurotiomycetes; Eurotiales; Aspergillaceae. Bases 1 to 555 code for a protein of 184 amino acids. The record is from RefSeq and is a predicted model, not a curated record. The transcript is spliced from 2 exons.
AUGGGAUCUGAGACGUUCAUCAACAAUGACCUGCGCCGGGCUGGCACCGAAGCAAAGAGGCAGCAUGACCGCAAGGCGAAGUGGGCUCACGGUGGUCGAAGUGCGCUACCCCGACAGAACUUGGUGACGCCUUUCCUGCCCUUAACUCGUCCUGCGAAGCCAGCGCACCGCCAUAUCCCCGUCCUGAAGCGCGCAAACCAACAUAACAUCAACCAGCUCGCCCGAUAUUCCCAGAUGGCCCUACGUCACGAUAUUCGAGAGAUUCUCGACAGCGGUCCGUCGGAUUCGUCGAGUGGCGAGGAAGUCGAGGGUCCCACGGUGGUCGAGACACACCCGGCUAUCGUGCAGGAUGAGCAAGAUGAUCUGCUGUAUCCAUUCGAGGUGUCCGCCCAGACCAUCCUGUCUGACGCGGUGAACAAGGCCGUCGAGAAGUUCGAGACGAAGGAGACAGAGAAACUGGUCAGGGAGUACGAGAUCGUUGUACACGAAAGCGAGAUGGGCGGCGGUUAUCUCGCGGACGAUGAUUUCGAGCUGAUCGAUCGCACCGAGCUGUGA